UCUGUCCUGCUAUUUUCCCAGACGCGGGAUCCUUCCUUCUCAUCACUGCUCUAAACCUCCUGUCCUGUCCCGAAACAUGGAGCUAUCUGUGGCGGGGGACCGUGUGUUUGCCGCCGAAGCCAUACUAAAACGUCGUGUGCGCAAGGGGCGAAUUGAGUACUUAGUCAAAUGGAAAGGGUGGGCUAUAAAGUACAGUACUUGGGAGCCAGAGGAAAAUAUUCUUGAUGAUCGUCUUGUAGCAGCUUUUGAACAAAAAGAGAGAGAACAGGAACUUUAUGGACCAAAGAAGAGAGGACCCAAGCCUAAAACCUUGCUCCUCAAGUCUAGAGCACAUGCUGCAGAGGGCUCCCCCCGAGUCCCUGAAUUCAAACACAGUCGCCCCCAGCCAUCUUCCAAACCUCCACCUCAACCUCCUCCCCUUUCUCCACCUUCAUACCCCCCCAGUGGCCCUUCUAAUGCCAAGCUUCAGUCUGGAGCUGCCCAGCCAAAACUGAAGAAAGACAUCCACCGUUGUCAUCGUAUAUCACGGCGGCCCUUGCCCCGCCUAGAUCCUUUGGCUCAGCAAGUUGGAUCAUCCGGUCCCUUCUCAUCCCGCCCCACAGUCAGCCCCUUCUCUGAGACAGUCCGCAUCCUUAACCGGAAGGUUAAACCUCGGGAGGUGAAGAAGGGUCGAGUAAUUUUAAAUCUGAAAGUGAUUGAUAAGCCUGGGGGUGGGGGAUUAGCCAAUAACAGAAGGACUCCAAGUGCUACCCACCAGCCCCACAUUGGGCGGCAAAAAGUCCCAUCUCGGAACAGGGUGAUCGGAAAGAGCAGGAGGUUUGGAGAUGUAUCAUAUAGAGGGCUGCACCUACCUGCCACAGCUGCUGGAUUCCCUGUUUUUGGAAAACCAUUCGAGUGUCAUCCAAUGGAGGUUUCUGAAGAAAAGCCCAAGGUAGAACAGUGUGUUCCCAAAGUAGCCUGUAACUCAUCAUCUUUACCGUCUUCCUCUCAAAGUCCAAAGGUCAUGACCCCAGACAUACCUAAAGCACUUAGUGAACCUCCUUGUUCCCCCUCCAGCCCUGAGGUGUCAGAGGGUGAACUCCUUUUCCCACCCCCAACACAUCCCCAACCUCCUCCCUCAGCUGCCCAACCCUGUCAGGCAAACCUUGCCAUUUUACCUCCUGCCAAACCCAACACCCAGCUAACAGACUGCAAACCUAACUCCACUCCAGCUCAGUCCACCCUGCCUUCCUCCCCCAUGUUCUCAUCAUCAUCAUCUUCAUCAUCCGAAGACAGUGAGCACAUCCUGGACCUCUCCGUGCCUCACAGCACUGAACGGCGUUGUCGCCGGCGCAACUCCUUUGGCCCCCGCCGGCCAGCUGAGUUCCCAGAGAAUCCUCUUCCUCACAAAGUCUCGGAGGAAGAUGAGGAUCUGGACUGGCGUCCUGAGAUGGCAGCACGGUGUGCCAACGUGGUCGUCACAGACGUGACGACCAACCUCCUCACCGUAACCAUCAAAGAGUUCUGCCAUCCUCCAGGUCUCCCUCCACCAGUUUCUUCUGCCUGCUUCUCUAAUCAUUUAUCAGCUUCAAAUAAAACCAACACUCGACCAUGAAAACCAAAAAAGAGAAAACUCUUUGAACACAGAAGCUACAAAUAUUGCCUUUUACCUAGGACAUGUUUGAGGACUUAUUUGUCUCAUACAUUAUACCAUUUGUUGGUCUUAGAAGCAGGUCCCUUUAUAAUACUGUGCCAUGACGUUCCCUUGAAGUGCCAGAGAAGUGGGAAAGGGUAACUCUGAAAUGGGUUUCUGUCCUUAUCAUGUUUUACACAAAACCCUGCGGGUAAAUGUCAUGCUGGUUGCACUCGCAGUAAACAGUAUUUUACUGAGUAUCGGUGAGAGGCUGAGUAGCUUGCAUUAGUUCACUGCCUAUUCACACUCUUUGGUCUGGAGCAGAAGUCUGUCCUGUGAGCUGGAGCAGGCAAUUACAUUUUUUUCAUGGAAUAGCUUCUAUGAUGGAUUUUCCAUUUUAUUUUAUGCCCUACCUUGGUCAUCAGCCUCCGUGUCUGGCAUGUGAGCAUAUGUGCUCGGUUAUAUUGGGUGUGGUUGGCCAGUGUUGCUAUCAGAGACAAUGGUCUGGUCUAAUGAUCAACUGUCUGAAAGCACCUAACAUUUUUAUAACUGUGUAAUAAUAAUGGUCUUAUCUCAUGGGACUUUUCACCCUGAGCAAUUAAUAGUUCAGCAUUCAGACGUAUACAACUGGGAUACACAUUUAUAGGGGAUAGGGUGAAGGCACUGUUGUUUCUGUUCUCUAUUGAGAAAGGCUUAUGGUUUCUCAGUCCUGUGGUGAGAGUCGUCGAAUUUUAUUCUAUACAAACCUGAAGAAAACAAGUCAGACUGCUUAGUUGUCCAAUAGACUGGCUUCAACUAGAGAGAUCUGGUGUCAGCUGGGGGGGGGGGGGUGACUGCAGUUUAAGUAUUUGCUUCAGUUAGGCUCCCGCUUUGUCACUGAUCUUUUUUUAAAGAUGUUUUCUGUAAGAAGUCUUAUUUGCUGGUGUUCACAGAUGUCCUCUUCACCUAAAUGAAAUGCCCUCAAGAUGUGUAAAGAUGUUUUUGCAACUUGCAAUCAAUGAUCAUUGAAGAGGUAAUUCACUACAUGUACUCAGUGUGUCCUCGCCAUGUGCUCCUUCCUCCCCUUGAGCCAGUGGGUCACAUUACCAGCCCUGGAAUCACCCAUAUCUUUGUCUUUCUGUGGUACCAAACAUCAGCAGGGGGGCUUUUGGAAGCAGCCAUUGCAUUCCACAAAGAUGAGCUCCAGUUGUCAUGUGGCACUUGUAAAGGAAAGCAGGGUUUUGAUCUCAUUGCCAUGCUGAAAUGGGUUAUGCUCCAGUAUGACUUUCAUUUUAAGGCAAGCUCCAAACCCCUGAGCCACACUCUGCUAGCCAACAAAAGGAAGGCCACACAGCAAACAGAAGUGGGUGGUGAUGUCAUAUAACGAGAUGUGCAGUCUUACUUAAUGGAGACCUGGAAUUAUCUUUUGAAUUGACCCUAUUUGUUUCGAUAAUAAGCUUGGAGCACUGGCUUUUAAAAUGUGUUCUGCUGCAGUAUUUAUUCUCCUGGAUAAUGGCAAACAGAGUCUUUUUUUUUCUUCCUGAUUAGGCAGUAAAUAUGGGCAAAUGCUGGGCAUUGAAUUGAUUAUCUUUGAGCAACUUGUUAGCCAUUGAAUGCGCUGAAAACUUUAUAGACUGUUACAGUUGUAAAGUAGUGUUUUUGCCUUGUAAAUGCACUUGUUUACAAAAAGACUGUUGACAGUAUGUUGGUCAAGCAAGUCAAACAUAAAAGAAGGCCAUUGUAGAAAAGCAGGACAUUUUCUCUUAGUCCACCACCGAAAACCUCUCACAGGCAUAGACAUGCAUUUAUUAUCUGUUCUCUUGAUUCUCAAACAGCCUUUCAAGAACAAGUCAGUGCUUCAGGCUGGUAUGCUGAACUGGCACCAUGCAGCGGCACCUUGGCCUGGGCCCCAGCUUCCGUCGCCAGCCCCCUGGUGGUGGCGGCAGUAAUGCCAGCUCCUUCCCCCAAGGUGGAGCUGGCCAGAAGCGCCAGUAAUCCCUCCUAACACUGACCCCUGCGGGGACAGCAUACUGAGGAGAGUGCUCCCUUCCCAAACCCCUGCCGGGGCAUUAGCUACAUCACUCCGGCAUGCCAGCCUUGGGCCUGAUCAGAUCAAGAUCCUCUCACGGUUAAUCCCCAAUGUUCAGGAAUGGCAGUUUUUCAGUUGUUUAUUGUGAUUUGUUGAAUUAAUCAGCUUGAUAGCUUUGAACUUAUUUUUUUUAGUUGAUUGACCUGCAUGACAGCCAUAUUUAGUUGUUUUUGUUGUAUUUGUUUUUUGUCUUGUAUAUUGUUAAUUUCUUGAAAAUUAAUGCACUUAAUAUUUUUUGGCAGUGUAUGUUGAUUCUUAUUUAAGAAAGAAAUGCUAUUGUAAUGCUUUUAUUAUUUUUAUUUAUUUAAUCGUGCAAAGAUGGUUUUAUGGCAUGAUUCUGUGCGACUUAAUUGCAUCUUGUCAACAAACUGCACAAGAGGGCCUAGCCUUAAGAUGUCCACCGAAAUAAUAUUUAGUUUCAUGUAUACAUAAAGUAUUGUUUUUUCUUUCAUAACUUUACACGUUUCUUUUUGUUCUUCUUCUAUUGUAAUUGUCUUAUGAGACUAGAGGGUUUUCCUAAGACUUUGCACUUGGGUCCUGCCGAAUCAUGCCCAUUAUGUGUUUGAGGCGAUUCUCAAUAUAUGCUACUCCAUGUGGUGGUGCACUCAAGCUAAUGCCAUGUCACUGUGUAGAUCAGAAGCUCUGUCCUUAUGUAUUGUCCCUUUAAACUUUGACAUGAAGCUCUUGUGUAAAGGAAGACUGUGAACUACACUUCUUGGUAAAGACAGGGGUGUGUGUGUGCGUGUGUGCGUGUGUGUGUGUGUGUGUGUGCGUGUGCGUGCGUGCACACGCAUGCACGUGAUAGAAGGCCGUAGAGAUAAAUUUGGUCUGAAAUUUUUGAUUCUGCCUUAUCUAUCCAAAGUGCUGCAGUCUUACGCAGGUUAACUUGUGGGGAGGGGGUCGCUGAAGUCUUUCUUGGUGUAUUUCUUUCUGUCGCGAGUGUCACUGUAGCCUCACCUGAGUCUCUGGACAUGCUCUCACGCAAUAAUGAGCUUUGUGUUGAGUUUGGAAAGCAGAAUCUCUGAUGAUACUGUUUUAUGAUGAAAUUAUGAUUUUGCAGUGAUAAUUUACAGGUUUAUUUUGGUUUUUUAUACUACAUAAGAGGCAUCUUUUUAUUGUGUGUUCUGUAUAGGUUUUUCAAAAUUUUAAAUUGUCUAGCAAAAGAGAUCAAGUUUUGUACUGCUUUCAAAUAGUGUGCCUAGGAUAGCUUGUAAAAAAAAAAAAGGUUUGAAUAAAUGCUUGUCUGUGGUUUUGCAA
Messenger RNA from Electrophorus electricus (electric eel), 4937 nucleotides. It is a transcript of the gene cbx6b, whose product is annotated as chromobox homolog 6b. Lineage: Eukaryota; Metazoa; Chordata; Actinopteri; Gymnotiformes; Gymnotidae. The record is from RefSeq and is a predicted model, not a curated record. Gene Ontology annotation, molecular function: chromatin binding. Gene Ontology annotation, cellular component: chromatin; PRC1 complex. Gene Ontology annotation, biological process: negative regulation of transcription by RNA polymerase II.